Molecule: messenger RNA, 709 nt
Organism: Phytomonas sp. Hart1
Lineage: Eukaryota; Euglenozoa; Kinetoplastea; Trypanosomatida; Trypanosomatidae
Source: the annotation of a GenBank genome assembly
GCUUAUUAAAGUGGGUGUCCUUUUGACAUUCUGCUAUAUUAAGACGAGGGGGAAGGUUAGGUAGAGCUUGUUUUAUCAAGAAGUAUCGAAAAGAAAGAAAAUAAAAUGGUGUUUUAUUCUUUCGUUCUUGUCAUGAAGCCUCGUCUUCGUAAGUUUACUUCGCAAGCGUUACGUGAAAUCGCGACCUCUAUUUACAAUAACGGCGGCCUAAUUCGUAAAUUUAGCAAUGAAGGAAUUAUGCGCCCGUAUUCUAAAUUUAGAGAUGUCGAUAACAGCCCGAUCACCUACGCGCGAUACGUGACGAUUCAGGUCGACAUGGGAGAGGAGGAAAUGCAAAAAGUGGAGCGGAUGAUGCGUGAGCACACCGACGUGAAUAUUCUGCUGCGCUUGAAUAAUUUAGAAAAGCCAAUUGGUGUGAAGAAUAACUCGAAAAACGCUGCGGAGUUCUUCCCGUUGGAUACCUUUUCGAGGAUGGAGGAGGAGAUCAACUGGCCUCCACAGGUUUCAGGUGAUGUUUAUGAGCAGUUGGAUAUGAAUUGGAAGGAGUUUUCCCGUACGCGGUGGUCGAACUUCCUGAGAAAUUAACCCCCUUUUUUAGCCAUUAUCAUUUUUCACCCCUUAAAAAGUCUCCCGUUAUGGGAGGCUAACGCGGGGGAUGAAUGCUAAAUCACCUAUUGCGAUUUUAUUUCCUUUUGGGGAGAGAAAAAGA